AUGUCUAAAAGAACUCAUACAUUAGAUUCGUUUGUUAUUAAAACGCCAAAUGUUAUAUCGACAAUAGAGACAAAUCCAGCUUUCAAUCUGCAUGAAAAAGAAGUAACAAGUGCUACAUUAAAUAGCGGCGAAACCAACAUCAAUCAAGAUAUUACUACUAAUGCUGUUAAUCAUACUACCAACGAAAUAGCACCAUUGUCUGUUGGUUCUGAACUUAGUCCGAUAUCAAUACAAAAUGAUGAUUGUUCUUCCAAUUGUCCUGAUAAUCUCUUAGCAAUGUUCAAGUCAACUAAUAAUGCAAAAGAAUUUUAUGCACGUGAAACAUAUUUUUUUUCUGAUAAUAUAUUAAAACUUGUUACCGAUUUGAGAUCAUCUUGUGAAACAUUUUUGUUAGAUUGUGUGAACAGUCGUCCUGUCGUUAAUUCUUGUUCAAUACCCUGGUAA
Messenger RNA from Rotaria socialis, 444 nucleotides. NCBI's taxonomy places the organism in Eukaryota, Metazoa, Rotifera, Eurotatoria, Philodinida, Philodinidae. The record is from the annotation of a GenBank genome assembly.